AUGAACUCUCUCAAGGUGCCCGAGAGCGGCCUCGUGCUCGACGGCGCCUCUGACGGCAACACCACCGUCCCUCCGCAGGCCUUCAUCGUCUCCCUCAGCGACGAUGUGGUCAAUCAGAUGAUUCAGGGUGCUCGCAAUGGCGAUGAUUUGCACCUUUCCACUGGAAAGAACCCAGCUCUCCAUGUUGGCUCCAAAUCCCACCGAAUCUCUCAACCCGUCGAUGACGCUCCGCGCGACCUGUACCUCACUCAGCCCUUCGAGUCGACUCGCCGAGCGGAGCGAAUCUUGACUACGAGCACUCUUUUCAAGAAGCUGAACCCUCGUCCUUCCAAGAAGCAGCCGGUCAAGACGGUCAAAGAAGCACCCAAGUCCAAGCCUGCAACAGCCACCGGCAAGAGCUCGGCCUCUUCGGGACUGGACAGCGACAUUGAAGCACUCCAAAACGGGCUGGCAGCUCACGAUGCCGCGCGGGAGAGAGCUCAAGUGGUGGACAAGGUCCCCAUCACCAAAACUGGACCUGGCAAGUCCAAAAGCAAGCCCCGACCCAGCUACAAUAGCUUGGCUACCAAGUCGACGCCGACCACGCCUGCCGCCAACGGUGGACAGUCUCCGGUUCUCACAGCCUCGCAGCAGGUACUCGAGCGGAAGAAGGAGCAGCGAGUGGGGCUUGUGCACGAGCUCGCGGCCAAAGAUCGGAGCACGGACUACCUCCGAGAGAGGUGGACAGGCAGAGACGAAGAGUUCAUGUCGAUGCUGGAGAAGACUGCCGACCAAAACUCCGAUUCCAAGUUGUGGACCAUAAGACAGUCUGGUUGGAAGGAGCUCGACGUCUGGAAGUACGACUACGCCUCCCAGGAAGACCGACAGAUGGCAAUCGACAGGGCCAUUAAGCAGUACGACAAGCAGCGACUGUCCGCGAGCGAGAUUCAGUGGCAGAGACUCCUUCCCGAAGAGGAGCGAGGCAAGGGAAAAUGUCUCAGCCGCCUUCAGGCCAAUCUUGCCCGCGGUCCGGUCGGACCGCCGCCCCCAAGAAUUAAGGUAGAGGCGGAAGAGAGCUCUGCGUCCAGAGAUGAGGGUAGUUCAAGCGACAAGGCCAAAACUAACACAGAGAAGAUGCCUCGACCAGGUUCGAAUUUCUUCCCCAAGCCGAAGAAGCCCCUGGCAAAGGACGCCCCGGCCAAGCGUGCGCCGAGCAAGCCGAAGGCCACAACCCAGAAGCCUUCUCCGACCAAGGCCAAAGCCGGCACCGGCAAGGGCAGCGGCGGCCGUGUGCUCUCGGCAGCGAUCAUCGAGAACUCGGAUUCUAGCGGAGACGAAGCUCCGAUCGCGAAGCCCGCACCCAAGCCACAGGCACAGGCGCCGAAGCCCAAGGACACCGUCGUCGUCAAUACCAAGCCUCCGAUUCGAGCGCCGAUGAAGCAGCAGCAGCAGCCGGCAAAGCGCCCUCGCGAGGAGGAGGACUCGAGCUCCAGCUCUGGCACGCCGCUGUCGAAGCGGAUCAAGCCCAAGCAGCCGCUGCCGGCGCCGGUGUCCAAGCCGCGUCUCCCCAACGCCAACGCUAACGUCGGCAUGCCGCGCCAGGCAGGAACCGCAGGACCGACCAAGGCCAAGAACACGUCGCCGACCAAGUCGUCGCCGCUGGCCUCGUCGCCUCCCACCAACGCGUCGGAUCUAGAUGAUGAGACCCCGCCGGCGACGACGUCCAAGAAACGCAAGGCGGAAAACGACGCCAAGUCGGGACCGGCGAAGCGACGACCGGUCGACAGGGUGCCAGCGGAGGUCCUGAACAAGGCCACCAAGUUCAAGACGUACUACCGCAAGUACGAGGCGCUGCACCACGAGAUCUCGGAGCUGGACGACCCGCCCCAGUCGAAGCUGGCGGACCUCAUUGACAUGCGAGGCCGACUGGAGAUGAUGAAGCGGGAGAUCUACAAGCAGUGCUCCCCCGACCGGGAGUAG
Purpureocillium lilacinum is the source of this 1959-nucleotide messenger RNA. RefSeq lists its product as uncharacterized. The record is from RefSeq and is a predicted model, not a curated record. Lineage: Eukaryota; Fungi; Ascomycota; Sordariomycetes; Hypocreales; Ophiocordycipitaceae.